Molecule: messenger RNA, 2936 nt
Organism: Carcharodon carcharias (great white shark)
Lineage: Eukaryota; Metazoa; Chordata; Chondrichthyes; Lamniformes; Lamnidae
Product: tumor necrosis factor receptor superfamily member 14-like
Exons: 9
Coding region: 1383-2270 (295 amino acids)
Biological process (GO): immune response; positive regulation of peptidyl-tyrosine phosphorylation; defense response to Gram-positive bacterium
Cellular component (GO): external side of plasma membrane; membrane
Molecular function (GO): protein binding; transmembrane signaling receptor activity
Source: RefSeq, a predicted model, not a curated record
CCAGAGCUGAAAAUACCCAAGUGUAUGUCAACAUCAUCUUUCGUGACUCUUCCACUGUCUCUGAACAGUGAUUGCUUGUCUGACAUCCAGUAGCGGAUGAGCAGAAAUUUCCUGCAAUUAAAUAUUGAGAAGAAAGAAGCCACUGUUUUUGGUCCCUGUUAUGAACUGUCUUGCCUUGCCACUAACUCCAUCUCUUUUGGCAAUUGUGAGAUUCAUACAGACUGUCCUCAACCUUGGUGUUAUAUUCAACCCUCAAAUGAGCUUCCUACUGCACAUCCAUAGGAAGACUGCGUAUCCUGAUCUCUGUAAUGUUGCCCAACUCUGCCCUUGCUUCAGCUUAUCUGCUGUUGAAACUCUCAUCAAUGCCUUUGUUACCUCUAAACUUCAUUUUUCCAAAGCAUUUCUGGCCUGCCUAACUAGUUAUAUCUGCCACAAACAUGAGGUAAUUCAAAACUCUGCUGCUCAUGUCCUAACUCAUGCCAAGUCCUGCUCACCCUGAUCUACAUUGGCUCCCAGUUAAGCAAUGUUUUGAUUCUAAAAUUCUUAAACUUGUUACCAAGUUAUUCCAUGGCCUUGCCCCUCCCUGACUUUGUAAUCUUCUACAAUCCCCUGAAAUCUCUACACUCCGCCUAUGUUGGUCUCUUGACCAUUCCUAAUUUUAAUUGCCCCACCAUUGGUGGCCCUGCCUUGAGCUACGAAGUCCAUUAGAGCUGCAGUCCCUUCGCUAAACCUCUUUCCUCCUUGAAGGUGCUGCAUAAAACUUACCUCUUUGACCAAGCUUUUGCUCAUCUGGCCUAACAUCUCCUUAUGUGGCUUGUUAUCAAAUUUUGUUUGUUAAUGCUUCUAAUGCACCUUAUGUUAAGGAUACUAUAUGAAUGCAAGUUGCUGUCGUUUAAAUACAUAGUUUGCAUGCAAAGCCAGCACUUGUCUGUGAACGCCUGCCCCAGGGCUGUUCCAUGAUCCAUUCAUUUGAAGAUAGUCAUGAGUACCAAGACUAUUCAGCAGCUCAAAACAUUGUCUCGUGGAUAAAUACUACCAAUUAAGGAGUGACUGGAGUCCCCUCUGUGCAAUUCUGGAAAAGAUAUAUCAAAAUAAAAUACAUUAGGUGCUGAAAAUCUGUAAAAGAGAAGGAAAAUAUGAAAUCAGACAGUAUCUGGAGAAGAGAAAAGCGACAACGUAAUGUUUCGCCUGAACUUCUGAAAAGAGUUUUUGUCUAAAAAAUUGGACAAAUCAAAUUGUCAAAGGGAGCCUCAAGGUUGAGUUCAUAGAGCAUACUCGAUUUCUUAAAUCAAUACCUUCUGGACCCAACCAGAGGACAGGCCAAUUUGGACUUCCAAUGUCGCUGGGUCAAAAUCCCAUGAUCCAUUUAUUUCAAAAGAGUUAUGAAUACCAAGACUUUUCAGCAGCUCCAACAUUGGCUUGUGCAUAAAUGCUACCAGAUUUGUUUCAUCCUCCUAUUGGUUCAUUACCUACAAGUCGUGGUCUGUUGUGGCCAAGGCGAGUAUACCAUUAAUGGACAGUGCUGCUCGAUGUGUUCACCAGGCACUAUAGUGCUCAAUCAUUGCACAACGGAUUUUGGUACAGUAUGUAAACCAUGUACAACUGGAGAAUAUAUCGACCAUCCUAAUGGGUUAGAGAAAUGUUUUAAAUGUGCAGCUUGUGAUCAAGAGCUUAGGCUUCAAGUUAAACAUGAAUGUACCUAUACACAAAAUACAGUAUGUGAACCAACAGAAGGCUAUUACUGCAUAGACAAACACUGCCAGCUGGGUAGAAAGCACAAAACAUGCCCUCCAGGUGAAGGAGUUAAAGAGAAAGGUACAGAUUUCACAGAUACUGUGUGUGAGCUGUGCCCUGAAGGAACAUAUUCAGGAACUGAUUCAUCAACUGAAGCAUGUGAGAAAUGGACUAAUUGUAAGGAACGCAACCAAAAUCAGGUCAAACUAGGAACCUCUAGUACUGACACGAUAUGUGGAACAAAGACUAAUCUGGUCACUAUACUUGUGCCUGUUGUCAUCACGGUGCUUAUCAUAGCUUGUGCGGUGGUUUUUAUUUGGAAGAGAAAUAGAAGGCAUCCAAAACAUGAAGAUGCCCUGGCCUCUCUGAACCAUGACCUUCCUUCCAUCAAAAGGUCAGAAGUAGGGAUGUUCGCAGAUGAUUGCACAAUGUUCAGUACCAUUUGCGACUCCUCAGAUAUUGGGAAAGUCCGUGUCCAGAUGCAGCAAGACCUGGAAAAUAUCCAGGCUUGGGCUGAUAAGUGGAGAUCCUCAUGAUCCAGGAACGCUGGUAUCCUUGACCACUCGGCACACUGGUCAGAAACCCUCUCACUGCUCAGUCACAACCCCUGUGCAAGAUCAUGACUUGAGGUGAAAUUUUCCUUGUGAAUUUGCGGACACAUACAAUUUGUAAGAGCUGGAGCACUGGUUGUAGGCCAAGGUCUCUCUCUAGCAACUUGGCACAAAAAUCUAGGCUGAAACUCCAGUGCUCUACUGAGGAAGUACAAUACUGUUGGAGGUGCUGCCUGUCGAUUUGGAUAAGACAUUAAACAGAGGCCCUGUCGGCGCACUAAGAUGCACUUAAAGAAUCCAAUGGCACUUAUUUUGAAGAGCAGGAUGGUUCUCCACAGUGUCCCUCAACCAACAUCACAAAAACAGAUUAUCUGACAGAGGACAGCUGGAUACUCUCACCCAAUCCGAGGCCCCAACCAAGAUCCAGCCCUCUGCUCAGCUUUGUGCUCCAGCCCUGGGAGGGAGGGCAUGUGGGGUUUAGGAAGAGGAGUUGCUGAGUGAGUAUGGUAGGGAAAUAGGUUGGGAAAGAGUGUGUUGGUGUGUGUGAUGAGAUUGGGAAAGAGUGUGUGGCUUUCACCACCUGGCAGUGCCACCUAAUGUGUAAAUAUAUAUGUACAGUAUGUAAAUAUGUGUUAAAUAUUUUGAGAAUUA